UACUAUAGUGUGUGUUAAACAACACAUGACUUCCUUUUCUGUUGUCGUUUCUCUCACAGACAGCACUUCUUCUUCAAUCAUCGCAAGUAAUCCAUUCAAUUGGGUAUCAAUUGGCCAUAAAACACAAUGGCUAAGAAAGGUUUCGUCAAAGUGGUUAAAAACAAGGCUUACUUCAAGCGAUUCCAAGUCAAGUUCAAAAGGAGGAGAGAGGGCAAAACCGAUUACUAUGCCCGCCGGCGACUGGUGGUUCAGGACAAGAAUAAGUACAAUACGCCAAAGUAUCGGCUGAUUGUCCGCUUCACCAACAAAGACAUCACUACACAGAUAGCCUACGCUAAGAUCGAGGGCGACGUUAUUGUCUGUAGCGCUUACGCUCACGAAUUGCCCCGCUAUGGUGUCAAAGUCGGUCUGACCAACUAUGCCGCUGCCUAUUGUACUGGAUUACUACUGGCCCGACGUUUGUUGAAAAAGUUUCAUUUGGACGACAUCUACAAAGGCUCUGAAACUGUAACCGGCGAACAGUAUAAUGUUGAAGACAUUGAAGGCAAACCCAGGGCUUUCCGAGCCUAUCUGGAUGUUGGUCUGGCCCGUACGACAACUGGUGCCCGUAUUUUCGGUGUAAUGAAAGGAGCGGCCGAUGGCGGCAUCGAUAUACCCCAUUCGACCAAACGUUUUCCCGGCUAUGACAGCGAAAGCAAAGAGUUUAGCGCCGAUGUUCAUCGACAACACAUUUUGGGUCAACACGUGGCCGACUAUAUGAAGAGUCUGAUGGAAGAGGACGAAGACGCCUAUAAGAAACAGUUUUCGCGUUUCUCUAAAUUGGGUAUUACUCCGGAUGAGUUGGAGGGCAUCUAUACGAAAGCUCACGAAGCCAUCCGAGCUGAUCCCGAACUUAAACCAACCGUUAAGAAGACCUACGAGACAAAGAAACGCUGGAAUGCAUCCAAGUUGUCGUUGGCGGUCAAGAAGAAUAAGAUUGCCCAAAGAAAGAAGGCUGUUAUCCAACGAUUGGAAGCCGGAGACGCUGAAUGAAGAUAAAUAGACCAUCGAUGACGAUAAUGGUUGAUAUUAUUUUGAAAUUUAUAACUAAAAUAAAAAUUGGAUAUUUAAAAAAAAC
This is a messenger RNA of Oppia nitens, 1117 nucleotides long. RefSeq names its product 60S ribosomal protein L5-like (gene RpL5). Gene Ontology annotation, biological process: translation; ribosomal large subunit assembly. Gene Ontology annotation, molecular function: 5S rRNA binding; structural constituent of ribosome. The transcript has 4 exons. The record is from RefSeq and is a predicted model, not a curated record. Gene Ontology annotation, cellular component: ribosome; cytosolic large ribosomal subunit. NCBI's taxonomy places the organism in Eukaryota, Metazoa, Arthropoda, Arachnida, Sarcoptiformes, Oppiidae. Bases 127 to 1032 code for a protein of 301 amino acids.